UAUCCUGGGCCGGAAAUGCGAUCCCCCGAUGCUCCCAUCGGACGGUCGGGAACCACCCUCCCAGAUCGGACGGCUGACGGGGUGCGGCGCGGUGAAAAGCCAGGGUUGCGUCGCGCCCAUCCACGGGGGAAAAGCAGAGGAGGACGGCUCGGCUGGAUUCCAUCUCCCCACUCGGCCACCCCCCACCCCACCCCACCGCCGCGGGAUCCACUGCGCUGCGGCGAGGACGACGGCGAGGCGAUCCCGGCCCUGUGCACCAGGGGCGUGAUGGCUGACCAUGACCCAGAGUUGGAGGCCAUCAGGCAGAGGCGAAUGCAAGAGCUAAUGGGACAGCGUGGUGGUGCGGCAAGCCCACAAAAUGCAGGGCAACAAAAGGCUCAGGAAGAUGCAAAGCUGGAAGCUGAGGAACGCCGGCAGAUGAUGCUUGCUCAGAUACUGUCUUCUGAAGCUAGAGAAAGAAUCUCCCGCAUAGCUUUGGUCAAGCCUGAUAAAGCAAGAGGAGUGGAGGAUGUUCUGCUGAGAGCUGCACAAACUGGUGGAAUAUCUGAAAAGGUGUCUGAAGAAAGGCUUAUCUCACUUCUGGAGCAAAUCAACACCCACACAAGCAAACAAACCAAAGUGACGAUUCAGAGGCGUCGCUUUGACGACGAUGACUAGUUGGUAAGCUUGAUGUACUAGCGAAUGGGUGCAGCGGCGUCUGUUGCUUGAUUCAACAACCGUCAAAACCUGACAAACUAUUUGAUUGGUCUUGGGUUGUAUAUGAUCUGGAUAUUAUUUGGUGGGGUUUUUCAUUGAUAACUGUUGGAUGCGUCACUUCUACCCCUGAAACUCUUUGCGAAACCUUUGAGUUGUUGUGGUCGAUUUAUCAAGUUCUAUCAGAUAAUGUUAGUCUGUAUGAGUUCCUCCGGUGCAAUGUGAUGUCUGUCUCAGCUUGCUCCUGAGUUAUUCA
This is a messenger RNA of Triticum dicoccoides, 949 nucleotides long. Its product is annotated as DNA-binding protein DDB_G0278111-like. The transcript is spliced from 7 exons. The record is from RefSeq and is a predicted model, not a curated record. Gene Ontology annotation, molecular function: DNA binding. Lineage: Eukaryota; Viridiplantae; Streptophyta; Magnoliopsida; Poales; Poaceae. Gene Ontology annotation, cellular component: cytosol; nucleus. The coding region runs from base 16 to 657 and encodes 213 amino acids.